Molecule: messenger RNA, 3885 nt
Organism: Aplosporella prunicola CBS 121167
Lineage: Eukaryota; Fungi; Ascomycota; Dothideomycetes; Botryosphaeriales; Aplosporellaceae
Exons: 4
Coding region: 1-3885 (1294 amino acids)
Source: RefSeq, a predicted model, not a curated record
AUGGAGAACCGGACUGCCAUUACGGCUGCAGAAUACGCUGAAUUGCGCGACCGCGCGAAGAGCGUCAAGCCAAACGAUUUUCUGAAGCCAACCAGAUUCUGGGUCGCCGUUUUGAUCCACGGCAAGGAUGCAACGACGGUGUCAGAACAGGCAGAUUUCCUAUGGAUCAAGGCUAAUGGCAAAACGAAGGUGAAAGCCGUGUACGCGGAAUAUGUCAAGAGACACUCAAUCGACGUGGAACUUUACCUCGGACCAGACCAAGUGCAAGAAGACUCGAAGCUGAUGGACCUAAACAAAUUUGACGACAACACCACUAUUUUCAUUUCGGCGCCGAAGUCACCUUCUAGUUCAGCCCCGGAAUCUGCUUCCUCUGCCACUGCUGCCGCUGCUGCUGAAAAGUCCGUGUUGAAUCCAACCGGAACGGCCGAUACUCAGUCCUUAGCAUCUGCGCCCAAGCAGCUGCCUCAACCCCUCAAUCAGUCCGUGACGCCUACGCCAAUCCAACACCACCAGCCUCCUGCAUCCCUCAACAUCAAUGGUACUGCUUUGAGAGAAAGCAGUAGGGCAUCGACGACACUUUCCAACGAACCAAAUGCCAAACCUUCCAACCCCUAUCUUCAAAAGUUGCUCUCGGAGACAUCGCCUGAGAAACUUGAGGAAGGGGUUGAAAAAGCACUUGACAUCAUGAAAGACGUUCGAAAGCCCUUGGAUGAACGUAAAGAUAAUGCCGAUGCCAAGCAGUGGCUGGAAAGUCUGGAAAUUUUGAGCAAACAAUUCACGCGUAAUCGGACUGUCAUAGGUGUAGUCGGAAACACAGGUGCGGGCAAGAGCAGCGUAAUCAAUGCGUUGCUGGAUGAAGAGCGUUUGGUGCCGACCAACUGCAUGCGUGCUUGCACUGCUGUUGUUACUGAACUCUCCUGGAACGACAGCGACAGGACCAAGUACCGCUCUGACAUCGAGUUCAUCAAACCGGAAGAUUGGCGGAAGGAGCUCGAUAUUCUUUUCAAGGACUUACUAGACCAGUCUGGCAACGUGUCGAAAGACUGCUCGAAUCCCGACACCGAUGCAGGCAUAGCUUGGGCGAAAAUCAAAUCUGUCUACCCGCAGAAGACCAAAGAGAUGCUUGCCGAAGGCGGCCCCGACAUGCUCCUUCGCGACGCCGAGGUCAAAAAGGUACUGGGGACUACGAAGCACAUCAACGAGGAUGAUUCCAAACAAUUCUACAAGCGCCUUCAGUUUUUUGUUGACAGCCAAGAAAAAGUGACCGGACCAGACGGUAGACGGAAGGAGAAGAUCCGUAUGGAGUAUUGGCCAUUGAUUAAAGUGGUCAAGAUUUACACCAGGGCGGAGGCUUUAUCGACAGGCGCUGUGAUGGUCGAUCUUCCUGGUGUUCAAGAUUCCAAUGCUGCCCGCGCAGCAGUCGCGGCUGGAUACAUGAAGCAAUGUACGGGCCUGUGGAUUUUGGCCCCUAUUACGCGCGCCGUCGACGACAAAGCUGCCAAGACUUUGUUGGGUGACACUUUUAAACGUCAACUCAAACUCGAUGGAACAUAUGGUAAUGUUACUUUCAUCUGCUCUAAAACUGAUGAAAUCUCUCUCCAAGAAGCUGUCGCUGGUCUCGGGCUUGGCGAUGAGAUGGAACAGUCAUGGGCAGAGCUGGAUAGCAUGGCAGCCCAACUCAAAGACCUCGAGGGUAAGCUGGAUGAAGCCAAGACAUCAAAAGAUGUGUACAAGGAAGUCGUCGACGAGUGCGAUGACGAAAUUGAGGCUUGGGAAGAUCUUGAAGAAAAGGUGGAAGAAGGCAAAACUGUCUUCGCCCCUAACCCUAACUUUAAGCAGUCCAAAAAGAGAAAACGGGACUCUCCGGCGAAGAAGCCCCGAAAGAAGAAGCGCCGCGUGGGCGAUACUGACGAUGACCCAAUUGAGGUUGAGGAUGAGUGUACUGACGAGUCUGACCAUGAUUCUUCUGACAAGUCCUUCAAGGAUGGCGAUAGCGAUUCCGGUGAGCAAGAAGAACAGCGCCAGCCUUUGACAGAGGAAGAUGUUGCCUCAAAACUUCGGGAACUCAAGUCCAGGAAAAAAGAAGCCAGACGAUCGAGAGUUGACAUUGAUCAGAAGAUAUCAGAGAUUCAAGAUGAGCAGAAAGAUUUACGCAAAAAACACUCUAAGCUCAGGGCCGAAAUCAGUGCCAAAUGUAUUUCGGGGAGGAACAACUACUCAAGGCAUUCCAUCCAACAUGAUUUUGCCGCCGGUAUCAAGGAACUCGACCAAGAAAACGCUCAGGACGAAGAUGAGGAAAACUUCGAUCCAGACACAGAUAUCCGUGACUACGCAGAAGUAGCUCGUUCGCUCCCAGUCUUCUGCGUGUCUAGUAGGGCAUACCAGAAGCUUUGCGGUAGACUUAAGAGAGACGACCCUGUCCAUGGCUUCAAUGAUAUUUCCGAAACCGAGAUGCCACAGCUCCAGGCACACUGCAAAAAGCUCACGGAGGCAGGAAGAUCGGCCGCGAGUCGCAGGUUCCUGAACAAUUUGAGCCAGACACUGACUUCAUUGAGCCUAUGGGCAUCGAAGGAGGGACGCGGCGCUCCGAUGACGGCCGGACAGCAUCGAAAAGAAGUUGCUUUCCUUGAAUUUAAGCUCGCCGAGCUAGAGCGUGGUCUCAACGAAGCCGUGGACAAAUGCCUUUCUGAGAUGAUUAGCACACUCACGACCAACAUCUACCAGAAGUGGGAUAAUGGCAUACGGAAGGCCAUCGAUGACGCAUUGCCAACUGCAGACGGAUGGGGUGCUCACAGGUCUAUUGGUGGCCUUCUUUGGCCUACCUACAAAGCCAUAGUGAGGAGAGACGGUGCCUGGACCGGCCGAGCCGGCCCACGCGAUUUCAACGAGGAACUCAUGGCCCCGGUUAUCAAAAGCAUCGCUUCGAACUGGGAGAAAUGUUUCCAGCGCCAACUGCCCGUACAGGUGGCUAGUUUCACUGACAAGGUCACCAAGUUACUCAAGAACUUCCAUAAAGAUGUGCAGCGUCGGGCCCAUGACAACGGUGUUAGCAUUGCGCGCCUGAGUGGCCUCAGUCAACAGCUCCAGAACUAUGAGCCUUUCCUGAAAGAGCAGAUCAAGGUCAUAACCGAUCAAAUGAAUGACAUACAGCGGGAGGCCAACAGAGAGUUUACGCCAGCCAUUGCAGCUGCCAUGCGGCAUGCAUACUCACUUUGUGCGAACGAGUCCGGCACAGGAUCCUACGUCAGGAUGAAGAGUCACAUGCACACACAGGUGGAUAGGGAGCGGCGCACGAUGUUCCAGGUCGCCUGCAACACCGUCAAGGCACAGCUUACUCUAAUGUGUGACAAGGUUAAAAGCGAGCUAGCUAUCCGCGCCAAAGGCGUCUACCAGACCGCACGUCGCGACUAUGCCACUCUUCUCGGUAAUUUGGGAUCCGUCGAUAAAGUCGAACCACCUGAGGAUCAUGAGCUCAAGAGCAAGGUUCACGAAGUUGUGGAAGGAGCAGAGGAAGUGUUCCGCCGCCUCGUCGAGGGUGAGGAUAACGAAGAGGCUGCAGAAAAGGGCGAGGAAGAGGGCGAGAACGAGGACGAGAAAGAGGACGAGAAAGACAAGCAGAACCAAGACGAGGAAGAGCACAGUGAGCGUCUUCACCAGGAGACUGAAGCAGGUCCUGAUGCUAUGGACGUGAGCAAGUCGUUGGAUACGAGUGAGGCGCCUGAUACGACAGUGGGUGCCGUGGCUCAAGAUCGCGCGCCGCUUCUGGGUGACCUUGUCGCGUAUCUAGACGACAACAAGGAAAACAUUUCUGAGACAACAGACAAAACCGGCUCAUUGAAGCAAGAGGACGUGGAAAAUGAAGAUACCGCUUUCAACACUAUCUAG